Chinchilla lanigera (long-tailed chinchilla) is the source of this 10115-nucleotide messenger RNA. RefSeq names its product tensin 1 (gene Tns1). The transcript is spliced from 36 exons. NCBI's taxonomy places the organism in Eukaryota, Metazoa, Chordata, Mammalia, Rodentia, Chinchillidae. Bases 112 to 5664 code for a protein of 1850 amino acids. The record is from RefSeq and is a predicted model, not a curated record. Gene Ontology annotation, biological process: fibroblast migration. Gene Ontology annotation, molecular function: protein binding.
AGUGAGCUGCAGACCGCUCCGUGCUCCCUUCUGCCUGCUCCGUGGGUACCGCAAGCUCUGGGGCGUCCUCUGCAGGCCCUUGCGUGGCCGGAGGGACAGGACCCGCCGAAGAUGACGUGGAUCUGUCUGUCCUGCAUGCUCUGGCCGGAGGACCUGGAGGCCCCCAAGACCCACCACUUCAAAGUGAAGACCUUCAAGAAGGUGAAGCCCUGUGGCAUCUGCCGCCAGGCCAUCACCCGGGAGGGCUGCACCUGCAAAGCUUGCAGCUUCUCCUGUCAUCGGAAAUGCCAGGCCAAGGUGGCUGCCCCCUGCGUUCCUCCUUCCAGCCAUGAACUGGUGCCCAUCACCGCUGAGAAUGCGCCGAGGAAUGUAGUGGACGCGGGAGAAGGAACCUCCCGGGGUGGAAACUCAAGGAAAAGCCUGGAGGAGGACGGAGCAACCAGAGUCCCAUCAAGUGUCCAGCCACUUGCACCGCCCACCAGAAACAUGAGUGUGAGCCGUAGCACGGAGGACAGCUGUGAGCUGGACCUGGUGUAUGUCACAGAGAGGAUCAUCGCCGUGUCCUUCCCCAGCACAGCCAAGGAGGAGAACUUCAAGAACAAUCUCCGUGAGGUGGCCCAGAUGCUCAAGUCCAAACAUGGAGGCAACUACCUGCUGUUCAACCUCUCUGAGCGGAGACCUGACAUCACGAAGCUCCACGCCAAGGUACUGGAGUUUGGCUGGCCCGACCUGCAUACUCCAGCCCUGGAGAAGAUCUGCAGCGUCUGCAAGGCCGUGGACACUUGGCUCAAUGCAGACCCACACAAUGUUGUCGUCCUGCACAACAAGGGAAACCGAGGCAGGAUAGGAGUUGUGAUCGCGGCUUAUAUGCACUACAGCAACAUUUCUGCCAGUGCGGACCAGGCUCUGGACCGGUUUGCAAUGAAGAGAUUCUAUGAGGAUAAGAUUGUGCCCAUCGGCCAGCCAUCCCAGAGAAGGUACGUGCAUUACUUCAGCGGCCUGCUCUCCGGCUCCAUCAAAAUGAACAACAAGCCCUUGUUUCUGCACCAUGUGAUCAUGCACGGCAUCCCCAACUUUGAGUCUAAAGGAGGGUGUCGGCCUUUUCUCCGCAUCUACCAGGCCAUGCAACCUGUUUACACGUCGGGCAUCUACAACAUUCCGGGAGACAGCCAGACCAGCAUCUGCAUCACCAUCGAGCCGGGACUGCUCUUGAAGGGGGACAUCUUGCUCAAGUGCUACCAUAAGAAGUUCCGGAGCCCCUCCCGAGAUGUCAUCUUCCGUGUGCAGUUCCACACCUGUGCCAUCCAUGACCUGGGAGUUGUUUUCGGGAAGGAGGAUCUUGAUGAGGCCUUCAAAGAUGAUCGAUUUCCAGAAUAUGGCAAAGUGGAGUUUGUAUUUUCUUAUGGUCCAGAGAAAAUUCAAGGCAUGGAGCACCUGGAGAACGGGCCCAGCGUGUCUGUGGACUACAACACCUCCGACCCCCUCAUCCGCUGGGAUUCCUACGACAACUUCAAUGGGCAUCGUGAGGACGCCAUGGAGGAGGUAGUGGGACACACCCAGGGGCCACUGGAUGGGAGCCUGUAUGCCAAGGUGAAGAAGAAGGACUCCCUGAACGGCAGCACUGGGGCCAUCAAUGCGGCACGUCCCGCCCUAUCAGCCACUCCCAAUCACGUGGAGCACACACUCUCCGUGAGCAGUGACUCAGGCAACUCCACAGCCUCCACCAAGACUGACAAGACAGAUGAGACUGCGCCUGGGGCCUCUGGUGCCCCUGCUUCCUUGAGCCCUGAGGAGAAGCGGGAGCUGGAUCGCCUGCUCAGUGGCUUUGGUUUAGAGCGAGAGAAACAAGGUGCCAUGUACCACGCCCAGCACCUCAGGCCCCGCCCGGCAGGAGGUCCAGCCAUGUCGUCCUCUGGCCGCCACGUUGUCCCAGCCCAGGUUCACAUCAAUGGCAGGGCCUUGGCAUCUGAGCGGGAGACAGACAUCCUGGAUGAUGAGCUGCCCAACCAAGAUGGGCACAGCGUGGGCAGCAUGGGCACCUUGUCCUCCCUGGAUGGGGUCACCAACACCAGUGAGGGGAACUACCCAGAGGCUCUGCCCCCACUGACCAAUGGCCUGGACAAAUCCUACCCAGUGGAGCCACUGGUCAAUGGUGGAGGCUACCCUUAUGAGUCUGCCAGCAGGGCAGGGCCUGCCCAGGCCAGCCAUGUGGUCCCUUUGCGGCCCUCCUACUCUGCGCAGGAAGGUUUAGCCGGCUACCAGCGUGGGGGGCCCCUCCCAGCCUGGUUGCAGCCAGCGACCACCUCCCACUAUAGCCAUGACCCCAGUGGCCUCUUCCGCUCUCAGUCCUUUCCAGAUGCCGAGCCCCAGCUGCCCCUGGCUCCAGCCCGUGGUGGCAGCAGUCGGGAGGCCGUACAGAGGGGGCUGAAUUCAUGGCAGCAGCAACAGCCUCGCCCCCCUCCGCGGCAGCAGGAAAGAGCCCAAGUGGAGAGUCUGGCGAGCAGCAGGCCCAGCCCCCAGCCUUUGGCAGAGCCCCCCAUGCCUGCUCUCCCAGAGUUCCCAAGAGCAGCCUCCCAGCAGGAGAUUGAGCAGUCCAUUGAAGCCCUCAACAUGCUCAUGCUGGACCUGGAGCCAACCUCGGCUGGCACCCCGCUGCACAAGUCCCAAAGUGUCCCGGGGGCCUGGCCAGGGGCUUCUCCACUCUCCUCUCAGCCCCCUGCAGGCUCUUCCCACCAGUCCCACCCACUGACCCAGUCCAGGUCUGGCUACAUCCCCAGUGGGCAUUCCUUAGGAACCCCUGAGCCGGUCCCCACUGGCAGGUCCUACUCACCUUAUGAUUAUCAGCCAUGUCCGGCUGGGCCCAACCAGGAUUUCCGUCCCAAGAGCCCAGCUUCCACCUCCUCAACUGCCUUCCUCCCAAAUGCUCAUGCCCCUCCAGGGCCUCAGCAGCCCCCAGCCUCUCUCCCUGGCCUCACCACUCAGCCUCAGCUCCCACCAAAGGAAGCGACUUCAGAGCCUUCCCGAACUCCAGAAGAGGAACCAUUGAACCUGGAAGGGCUGGUAGCCCACCGGGUGGCAGCGUACAACGCCAGACUGCAGGGCCAAGGGCUGAGUGGCAGCUUCCGGGCCCCUCCUCUCCACCGGCUCCGCUCUGCCUCCCUCUCCGGGGUGCAGGCUCGGGAGAGGCAGCCUGCCGAGCCCCCAGCCCCGCUCCGGAGGAGAGCAGCCAGCGACGGACACUAUGAGAACCAGUCUCCCGAAGCCACAUCCCCCCGUAGCCCCGGGGUUCGCUCCCCCGUCCAGAGUGUCUCCCCAGAGCUGGCUCUUACCAUCGCCCUCAAUCCUGGAGGGCGGCCCAAAGAGCCCCACCUGCACAGCUACAAGGAGGCCUUUGAGGAGAUGGAGGGAAGCUCCCCAACCAGCCCACCACCCACUGGGGUGCGCUCCCCUCCGGGGCUGGCCAAGACACCUCUGUCUGCUCUGGGCCUGAAACCACACAACCCAGCGGACAUCCUGCUGCACCCCACAGGUGCCCGAAGACUGAUCCAGCCAGAGGAAGAUGAGGGGAAAGAGGCGACCGCGGCUCCCGCCGAGCCCCGGAGUUAUGUAGAGUCAGUGGCGCGGACUGCAGUGGCCGGGCCCCAAGCUCAGGAUGCUGAACCCAAGAGCUUCGCUGCCCCAGCUGCCCAGGCCCAUGGCCAGGAGACCCUGCUGAGGAACGGCACCCGGGGCAGCUCCUUUGUCUCUCCCAGCCCCCUCUCCACCAGCAGCCCCAUCCUCAGCGCCGACAGCACUUCAGUGGGAAGUUUCCCAUCAGGGGAGAGCAGCGAUCAGGGCCCCCGGACACCCACCCAGCCCCUGUUGGAUUCCAGUUUCCGCUCCGGCAGCCUGGGCCAGCCCAGCCCUGUGGCCCAGAGAAGUUACCAGAGCCCUUCUCCUCUCCCCACCGUGGGUAGCAGCUACAGCAGCCCUGACUACUCUCUUCAGCAAUUCAACUCCUCUCCGGAGAGCCAGGCCCGGCCUCAGCACAGCGUGGCCAGCGUCCACAUGGUGCCAGGGAGCCCCCAGGCCCGCCACAGGACAGUGGGCACCAACACUCCCCCUAGUCCUGGUUUUGGCCGGCGAGCCAUCAACCCUGGCAUGACUGCCCCUGGCAGUCCUGGUUUGAGCCACCGCCAAGUGAUGGGUCCAUCAGGCCCUGGUUUCCAUGGCAAUGCAGUUUCCAGCCACCCGAGCAGUGCAGCAUCGACACCAGGGAGCCCCAGCCUGGGCCGGCAUCUCGGAGCCCACCAAGGCAGCCUGGCCCCCAGUGUCCAUGGCAAUGCAGUAGCCAGCCCUGGAAGCCCCAGCCUGGGCCGUCACCUGGGAGGGUCCGGAUCUGUGGUUCCUGGCAGCCCCAGCUUGGACCGGCAUGUGGCCUAUGGUGGCUACUCUACUCCUGAGGACCGGAGACCCACACUCUCCCGGCAGAGCAGUGCCUCUGGCUACCAGGCUCCUUCCACACCUUCCUUCCCCGUCUCUCCUGCCUACUACCCUGGCCUGAGUAGCCCUGGCACCUCACCUUCACCAGAUCCUGCAGCCUUCCGCCAAGGGAGCCCAACCCCAGCCCUACCAGAGAAGCGGAGGAUGUCAGUGGGAGACCGGGCUGGCAGCCUCCCCAACUACGCCACCGUCAAUGGGAAGGUGUCCUCCUCGCCCGUCGCCAGUGGCAUGUCCAGUCCCAGUGGGGGCAGCACGGUCUCCUUCUCCCACACUCUGCCCGACUUCUCCAAGUACUCCAUGCCAGAUAACAGCCCGGAGACACGGGCUAAAGUGAAAUUUGUCCAGGACACUUCCAAGUAUUGGUAUAAGCCUGAGAUCUCCAGAGAGCAGGCCAUCGCGCUCCUCAAGGAUCAGGAGCCAGGGGCCUUCAUCAUCCGUGACAGUCACUCCUUCCGAGGGGCCUAUGGGCUGGCCAUGAAGGUGUCUUCACCGCCUCCAACCAUCAUGCAGCAGAAUAAAAAAGGAGACAUGACCCACGAGCUGGUGCGGCACUUCCUAAUAGAGACUGGCCCCAGGGGCGUCAAGCUCAAGGGCUGCCCCAACGAACCAAACUUCGGCUCCCUGUCUGCCCUGGUCUACCAGCACUCCAUCAUCCCGCUGGCUCUGCCCUGCAAGCUGGUCAUCCCAAACAGAGACCCUACAGAUGAAUCAAAAGAUAGCUCGGGCUCUGCCAACUCAACCGCUGACCUGCUGAAGCAAGGAGCCGCCUGUAAUGUGCUCUUCGUCAACUCUGUGGAUAUGGAGUCACUCACCGGGCCGCAGGCCAUCUCGAAAGCCAUAUCGGAGACGUUGGCUGCUGACCCCACGCCAGCUGCCACCAUUGUUCAUUUCAAAGUCUCUGCCCAGGGAAUCACACUGACUGACAACCAGAGAAAGCUCUUCUUCAGGCGACACUACCCGCUCAACACUGUCACCUUCUGUGACCUGGACCCACAGGAAAGAAAGUGGAUGAAGACAGAGGGAGGUGCCCCUGCCAAGCUCUUUGGCUUCGUUGCCCGGAAGCAGGGUAGCACCACGGACAACGCCUGCCACCUCUUUGCUGAGCUUGACCCCAACCAGCCUGCCUCUGCCAUCGUCAACUUUGUCUCCAAGGUCAUGCUGAGUGCUGGCCAGAAGAGAUGAAUGCCCAGACCCCUUGCCCAGGCCAGGGCAGUUGGGAGGGGACCCGUGAAUCCUGACCACCUUGAACCCAGAAGGAGGACUUUGGACCAAUUUUUGAGGAGAGAAGAAAGUGCAUCAUGGGGAGAGGGAAGUGAAUUGUGGAGGGGAGGGGGAGAAAGAGAAAGAAAGAAAAGAUGGAGGAGAAGAACUCAGAUUCCCCUGGGUAGAUGGAAACUGCAAAAUCCAAAGCCUCCCAAACUAGCCAGGUCCCCUUGCUCUCCCUGCCCCUCUGAGAGAAAGGAUUUCUCAGAGUGCACCAACAGGCCUCCUUGGGAUCCAUAUUUUGGGGCAGAGGGAUAGAAGAUCUGUGUCCCUGACCACCCUGCUUUGUGAGGAGAAAUCGAGCUAAGAGAAAUCCUAAGAGAAGCAGGUAGCUUCCUAAGCCAAACGGCCAGCGGCAGAUGGGAAGUGGUGGAACUUUGCUUUCUGCAAGUAUCUCAGACCAGACACCUCCGUUCUGAGCCAGGCCUCUGCUGUAUGAUUUUGUGGGUGCAUAGACAUCCCCACCCACAUCCUCACACACUGAUUUCUAUCUGCUCCUGUCCGCUAGAAUCACAAACAGCUCUACUGCUGUGUGUCACUUGGGUCCGUGGCACAUGUGCAUAAGACCCAAAGGUUAGGCUGGGGGUAACAGACGUCAAGGAGGUGACAGCAGCCCUGUCUUGCAGGAGCACCCAGGAUGAUGAGUCCUAGUCCCCACACCUGCCCUCUAGAGGCCUUGAGUGCCACCAGCCCGUUCUUUUAUGCAGAGACCCUGUAGAAGGGGCUGACCUGCUGUACAGCAUUGCCCACCCCAUUCUGUCUCAAUGGGGAGCAUUGGUUUGAGGCAGAGGAGACCCAGGUGUCUGUAGUCUUGGGAAGAGACCCAUCAGGAAGGGUGACCACUGAGCUCUGGCAUCUUUCCCCGCAGUGUGUGAGCUGGAUGAGCUGUCCAGCCAGGGCCUGGGACCUGCCUUACUCCCAGCUGUCUGCCGUUCCUGGGCUUGGAGCCCUAGCACCAGCCUUAUCUCAGAUUUACUCACCUGCAUGAUUUUUUUUUGUGGGGGGGCUAGUGAUGCAGCCUUCCGGAUCUUCCCUGCUCUGCUCUGUCCUGCAGGGUCCUCACUUUGGGGCCCACCUUGGGAAGCCUGCUUCCUAAAGCCCUGCUCACCAAGGGAGAAGCCUGUCACCCGUGCCUCCACUCUGUAAAUAUUUUGGGGUUUGACCAUUGCAGGCACCCUUUUGGCUGGGCUAUCGAAGCCAACACCAGAGAGCUCCCAAGACUGCUAGCAGAGCCCCACAUAGCCUACCCACAAUGCCAAAGCCUUGCUGUUUCCCCUUCUGCCUUGGGUUCCCCCACGGAGCCAUGGUGUCCCAACAACAGAGGGCAGUGUGUACAUUUAGCCCAAAGGGCCUAGGGUCCAUUUGGACAGUUGGGAACCCCCCUAGCCACCUCCCAAGCCCUCUAAACCAGAAGGAAAAUUGAUCAGGACUUCAUUCUUAAGCCUACAGGGGUCCCCUAGGAACAGGCAUUGUACUGAUAUAUAAAUAUAUAUAAUAUAUACAUGAGACAUACUGACAGAAUCUGUAAGCUAAUAAAAUAUAACAAAAGGUUAAAAAAAAGAAUAGGUAAAUUGACAGGAAGUAUUUAUUGUGUUCCCAUAUUGCUUUAUGGCCUCCCUGGGCAUAAACCAGUUCCUGUCCCUUUUUUAUGUGUAAGUAGAGCCUGGAAUACAGGGCCCUUUAUCCUUGGAGGAGCCAGUGGUUUCCUUGCCAGGGCCUUGGCCUUCCUUAGGCUACAUCUGGGGCUCAGUGGCAUGGGGUGCACAUGCUCCACCCCCAUGUGCCCUUGUUUUCUGGCAAGCCAGGGGCCAGUGGGCAGCUCCCUGGGUGUCUGGGGAGCCCCCCUUCGCCAGGGGCCUAGCAAGUGUGUGAGUCUGUUUGGACACGGGAGUGUGUGGCCACUGGUGUGCGCUUCUCUUGUGCUGUUUCCUCCUCUAGGGAACUAUGUCCAUGUGGAUCUUAUGUUUCAGGGAGCUGGAAAGGAGAGUGUCUGCUUGGUAGGGAGCGGGGUCAGAGGCCCCACUGGCCCUCACUUCCCAAAGGGUGAAACCUUGGGCUUAGUGAUCGAGGUCCUUCCAAAGUGCCCUUCCUUCUGAGAUUUUCAAGCCAGAUGCCUGGAUUAGCCCCUCUCCUUCUUCCCUAGUAAGGAGUAAACCCCAGUCCUGUUCCAAGGUAGAAGGAGACACUCCUUGUCCUCUUUCUUUGUAAAUACCCUGUCUCCCUGUACAUCCUGUGGGGCUCCUCUGGGUUGGGGCGUCCUCUCCACACUCAAGGCCGGGCUGAGCAUCAGGCUUACUAGCAGUCUGACCCGAGCCCAGGACUGAGUCAGCCUGCACCCUUACUUUCCCACCUGCCACCCACCUCUGAGUGUGCAGCCCAUGCACUCCAGCUGGAGCCCUGGAGCUGUGGGUGAGCCGCGGGAAGGACCAGGUCUGCACUGGCCAACUGAUCACUCGCUCCCAGCAGACCUCUGGAUGGCCUUUCCAAAAGGAGAUGGGAAGGGACCCAAGUCUCCACAGUGGCCCCACUUGGUGGGGAGCAUACUAGCCUGCUUCCCUUCCCUGUCCUGUGUUUCACAAGUAGGCCUGUGCACACACACGCACACCACUCUGCAUUGCAGUCUAUUCUUGCCAAAGAUUUCCUUUUUAAACAAAGCACUUUUACUCGUUAUUUUGUAAAUGUUUGCCCUCCCCUCUCUUGACCUCUUUUGCUGUUGUUUAUUGUUGAGUCUGUUUGUCAGCAAGGAGAGUGCUGUCUGGUCUUGAACACGAGCUGGGAUGGGAGAAGGUCUGGAGAAUGAACAGAAGGAGUAGCGGACACGUGGCCUGCCCAUGGUGCUGCGACCAGACCACAGGUCCCUGGGGCAGCCUAGGGCCUUGUCAUCGCCGGUCUGUUCAGCUUUGGGAGGCAAGGGAAGGGACAUCUGUAGUUCGGCUGGGCAAGGAGUGGGCCUGGGAAGGACCCUGUGGCUCUUCCCUCAGCAGGAUGGGCUUGACCUGAGAACAAAGGAGCUGUGACCCUAGAGGGAGACAAGGAGAAAAAGGAGCUGUGUGCUCAGCUUCAAGGGUGACAGAGUGCCCCUCCUGCUGCCAUGGAGUCCUGGUUCCCUCAUCUGAGGGACAGAUGUCGUGUUCUAGGAUUGGAGAGGCUUUUUGACCCCUCACGGGUGACCGUGAAGGCCGUGGACAGUGACUGCAGGAUUCCUUCUCUCCUGGCUUUUUGAGGAUUCCUGGGGGGUGUUCAGGAGUAGCCAGGAUAGUGGGACACUGUGGCUGUGUGUGGUCCCUCUCUAGCAGGGCUCCCGCAAGGGAGCAGGGAUCCUUGUGCCGCACUCCGCUGGGUCUGGGCGGAGGUGAGGCAGACUCCUGCUAUCCAGGGCAGGGAGAGGGGCCGGUGACUGUGACCGGAGUCCAUCCUGCCCUGGGUUUUGUGCAUCUUGCCUCACGGGCUUAUCCUCCUCAUCUGGUGUUUCCCAGCCUCAGGGCUUGAGGAGCUCUAGUAGGUAGCGUCCCACCGCUACCCCUCCCUUGGGGUCCUGCAGAGCUUGGGGGCAGAGUCUCAGUGCCACCUUCCUGCCCACGCCCAGGCCCUGGGACCCUGAGACUCACGUGUCCUUGUGCAGGGGUAACAGGAUGUGUGUGUGUGCGCGCGUGCAAGUGUGGAUGUGUGUGUGCAGAUGUUUUGCUCAUCUCUUUAGGAACUUAGGGGUUGGGGCAUCAAGCUCAAUACGACCCAGCCAGGAGAGAAGUCAGGAGGCAAGGCCUGUAGGGCCGCGGAUCAGUGGGGUCUCCGUAUUGAAGAAAGGAUCAGCCAUGCAGGGUGGGCUCAGGCAAGCUGUUCUUUCUUGUCCCCUCUCUCUUAAAAUAUCUGCAAGGCCGGAGGACCUGGCUCUGUUUGCCACACCCAGGCUCCUCCUAGCAGUGAGGGUCUUGUGCAGUGACAUCCCAGUGUGUCCCCUUGUCAGUGUUAAACAGUGCGACACUCUCCAUGUUUGUGGUCCAAGUGUGAUAGCACAUCUGGUGUGCAUGCUGCCUUUCCACCUUUCCUCUUCUCCCUGACUUAUCAUCAAAACAAACGUAAGAGACUCCUUACACCACCGCCACUGCCCCGCCCCACCUCCCAGGCCCUUUUCGGGAGAAGCAGAACACCCCAGCAUCCUCCCCUCCCUGGCUGUGUAUUUAUAUAGAUGGAAAUAUACUUUAUAUUUUGUAUCAUUGUGCCUAUAACCUCCACCACCGUGUACAAACCCUGCCCUCUGCCUCUUGUCCUGGAUAUGAAUGUACGCAGAUGCCACCCACUCCUGUACAGCUGCUUGGUUUCUUUGCGAUCCAUUGUAUGGCUUUAUAAAUGAUAAAGUUAAAGGAAAUCCA